Molecule: messenger RNA, 537 nt
Organism: Acomys russatus (golden spiny mouse)
Lineage: Eukaryota; Metazoa; Chordata; Mammalia; Rodentia; Muridae
Gene: Pfdn5
Product: prefoldin subunit 5
Exons: 6
Coding region: 51-515 (154 amino acids)
Biological process (GO): regulation of DNA-templated transcription; protein folding
Cellular component (GO): prefoldin complex; cytoplasm
Source: RefSeq, a predicted model, not a curated record
AGAGCGUCGGCCGCCUGGGCCUCUUCCUCUUCGGCGGUCCUCCUUCCAACAUGGCGCAGUCGAUUAACCUCACGGAGCUGAAUCUGCCGCAACUGGAAAUGCUCAAGAACCAGCUGGACCAGGAAGUGGAGUUUUUGUCCACGUCCCUUGCUCAGCUCAAGGUGGUGCAGACCAAAUACGUGGAAGCCAAGGACUGUCUGAACGUGCUGACCAAGAGCAACGAGGGAAAAGAAUUACUGGUCCCACUGACGAGUUCUAUGUAUGUCCCGGGGAAGCUACAUGAUGUGGAGCAUGUGCUCAUCGAUGUGGGGACUGGCUACUACGUGGAGAAGACGACUGAGGAUGCCAAAGACUUCUUCAAAAGGAAGAUAGACUUCCUUACGAAGCAGAUGGAGAAAAUCCAGCCAGCUCUUCAGGAAAAACACGCCAUGAAGCAAGCUGUCUUGGACUUGAUGAGCCAGAAGAUUCAGCAGAUCACAGCCCGGGGCGCAGCUCAGGCCACUGCCAAGGCGUGAGCCAGUGCUGCGGAAACGAAGC